AUGUCGAAACCCACCGUUCUGCACCUGGGCAAUGCUGUCAAGUACAGCACCGAAUACUACGAGAAGGAGUUCCUACCAAGGUUCAAUGUCGUCCGCAAUGAGGACUUGGACAGAGAGUCAUUCAAGAAGGCCUUGAAGGAGAAAAAAUACGGCGACUUCUCCGCCAUCUUCCGCCCGCACUUCCAAACGGGCGGCGAAAUGGGUCAAUGGGACGAAGAACUCAUCUCCCUCCUCCCACCCUCCGUCCGCAUCUACGCCUCGGCCGGCGCCGGCUUCAACUGGGCCGACGUCGACGUCUUCGGCGCGCGCAAGAUCUGGUACGCGAACGGGGCGGGCGCGUCUGACGAAGCCGUGUCCGACACCGCGCUCUACAUGAUCCUGUCCGUGUUCCGCAACUUCACGCGCGCGCAGCUGGCCGCGCGGUCGGGCGACCCGGACCGCUUCACCUACACGCACGGCCUGAUCGCCGACAUCUCGGCCAACCCGCGCGGGCACACGCUCGGCAUCGUCGGGCUGGGCAACAUCAGCAAGAAGCUGGCCGUGAAGGCGCGCGCGGGGCUGGGCAUGGAGGUGCAUUACUAUGAUGUUGUUCGUGCGAGCGCGGAGGAGGAGGAGAGGUUGGGGGCGACGUAUCAUGCGUCGUUGGAAGAGCUGUUGAAGAUCUCGGACUGUGUUUCGCUGCAUACGCCGCUGAAUCCGCAUACUCGGGACUUGAUCAAUGCGGACAACAUCUUCUUGAUGAAGAAGGGUGCGAGGCUGAUCAAUACUGCGAGAGGGCCCAUUAUUGAGGAGAAGGCGUUGAUUGAUGCGUUGAAGAAGGGCCAUCUUUCUGCGGCUGGUUUGGAUGUUUUCUACAACGAGCCGAAUAUCCCCAAGGAGCUCCUUGAGAUGGAGAACGUCACUUUGACCACGCAUAUUGGCGGAGGGGCGUUGGAUACCAGAGUCAACUUUGAGUUGCUGGCCAUGAAGAACAUUGUCACUGUUGUUGGUCCGGAUGGGGAGUUUGCUGGAAAGCCUCUGACGCCGGUCAACACUCGCGCGUUUGAGGCGGCAUCGCAAUAG
Molecule: messenger RNA, 1062 nt
Organism: Lasiodiplodia theobromae
Lineage: Eukaryota; Fungi; Ascomycota; Dothideomycetes; Botryosphaeriales; Botryosphaeriaceae
Product: D-mandelate dehydrogenase
Exons: 2
Coding region: 1-1062 (353 amino acids)
Cellular component (GO): cytosol
Molecular function (GO): NAD binding; glyoxylate reductase (NADPH) activity; hydroxypyruvate reductase [NAD(P)H] activity
Source: RefSeq, a predicted model, not a curated record